Molecule: messenger RNA, 825 nt
Organism: Rodentolepis nana
Lineage: Eukaryota; Metazoa; Platyhelminthes; Cestoda; Cyclophyllidea; Hymenolepididae
Source: the annotation of a GenBank genome assembly
AUGGACAAAAUCAAUGCCAAGUAUGAUGAUCAACGCAAAUUUGAUAUUGAAAUGCUGAAUCAUCAAUUUAAUGAAAAGGUUAUUCACAUGCGUUGCAAAAUUGAGGAGGAAGUUUUUAAUGAAUACUGUCGAAAGCUUGAGGAUUUCAAGAAGCAUGCGCAAUUGGAAAUGAAAAAUGAACUCGAAAUGAUGACAAACGCUGCUCUAAAGGAGAAACAGUUACAACUGGAAGAAGCUUAUUCGAUUAAGAUGUCGAUCCUAGAAGAACGAGAAAAUCGUUUAAACGAAAUGAUGACGAGAUCAAAAGAGACAAAUGAACAGCAUGCACUUCUCCAGAGACAGGUCCUUACCGCAGAAUUGGAGGCUGCUCGUGCGAAAAAGGAAAAGUUGCGUCAGAUGGAAAUGGCUCUAGAAAGACAAAGAAAGGAGCUUCAAGAGGGUUACAGUAGACGGCAGGCCCAGCUACAAGUUGAAGAAGAAAAGCUACUUGAAAGAAAACAGGCGUUUGAAGGUCUUUUACGUCAGGAGGUCGAACGGCUACGAAAGUGUGACGAACUGGAGAUAAUUGACAGGAGGAAGGAUAUUGAAAUCGCCGAGUCUCAAAUCAAGGUUGAAAAAGAGACGCUGGACGCUAAAGUGCAGCACAUGGCGGCACUCCAAAAAGACUUAGCCGAAAAGUCGGCUCUUUUCACUGAAAUGGAAUUAACUGAUUAUCAAACGUUGAAAAUGAAGUUUAAAGCAGCCUCUCAUGAAGCUAGUACCUUGAAGGGACGACUUAAAGAAGCAUUUGAGGAGAUUGGGCGUUUGAAGGAAGGCGAGUUUUGA